Messenger RNA from Danaus plexippus (monarch butterfly), 4334 nucleotides. RefSeq names its product coronin-2B-like. Bases 539 to 2188 code for a protein of 549 amino acids. The transcript has 13 exons. Gene Ontology annotation, biological process: actin filament organization. Gene Ontology annotation, molecular function: actin filament binding. The record is from RefSeq and is a predicted model, not a curated record. NCBI's taxonomy places the organism in Eukaryota, Metazoa, Arthropoda, Insecta, Lepidoptera, Nymphalidae.
AGUUUAUUUUCACAUAUCUGUCAGUUAUAUUUUUUAACCUGUAUCCGGUGAGAUUAUUCGAUUUUUUGUUCGUGAUGUGAAGCGAUCUGCGAAUCUUCGUUAUUGGUCUGUGAUGUCUAAUGUAAUAAGUAAUUUUUACUUUAAUAUUGUUGUACUCCGUCAUUUUCACUUGAAAGGCGACUGUUAAGUACUAAUCCUCAUAUCAAACCUUUCUCUAAUUAUAACCAGUUUAAAAUAAUAACAACAAUAAAAUCCUCGAAAGGAUAUGCCUCCUGUAAAAGAUGAUCUGAUUUUUAACUGUGUAGAGGUAAACAUACCUGAAAAAAGCCCAGGAAAAGGUACAGCAUUAGUAGAUGUGAGGGCCUGUAAUAAACCUGCCGCUAAGUUCAGCCAGUGAUGUGGAUUCGUGUUUUCUGUACCUUGUUUUACAUUAUUCUGUAAGACGCACAAUAUGCUGUAGUACUAUUUUAUUUUUGUUUUUGGGAGUGUGAAUAUAUUGUAGUGCAUGCUUUUGAAAUUUGCACCAUAGAGGAGUACCAUGACUAAUUCACAGGUAUGGUUCCGUGGAGUUCGUAGCUCGAAGUUUCGUCACGUGUACGGUGUGCCGUUCAAACGUGAGAGAUGCUAUGAUAAUAUAAAAAUAACGAGAAACGCCCACGAUUCCAACUUCUGUGCCGUGAACCCCAAGUUUGUGGCUAUCGUCACCGAAGUUGCGGGCGGGGGAGCCUUCCUAGUACUGCCUUUGGAUCACACGGGGCGUCUGGAUUUCAACGCCAGCCGCGUCACCGGCCACAAGGGUCCAGUGUUGGAUAUCAAGUGGAACCCGUUCAACGACAAUGUCAUAGCCUCCUGCUCUGACGACUGCACGGUGAAGAUAUGGCACAUCCCUGAUGGUGGCCUAUCUAUGCACCUCACCGACUGGCUGGUUGAGCUCCACGGGCACAAGAGGCGUGUGGCCUACAUAGAGUGGCAUCCCACGGCUGAGAACAUACUGUUUAGUGCUGGAUUCGAUUAUCUGAUCUUUGUAUGGGAUGUGGGCAAGGGCGAGGCUGUCAAGGUAAUCGACUGCCACAGUGACGUCAUCUAUUGCAUGUCCUUCAAUCGUGACGGAUCACUGUUAGCGACCACCUGCAAGGACAAGAAACUACGGGUUAUAGAGCCUAGGCGAGGGAUCGUGCUGUCUGAGGGGCCCUGUCACCUCGGCACAAAGGCUUCCAAGUGCACGUUCCUUGGCGCUCAGUGCAAAGUAUUGACAACUGGUUUCUCGCGACACAGCGACCGUCAGUACGCCGUUUGGGACCAACACGACGUGAGCGAGCCCCUCGCCUCCGAGACCAUCGACAGCUCCUCAGGAGUCGUCUUCCCCUACUACGAUCACGAUACCAACAUGGUCUAUCUGGCUGGCAAAGGCGACGGCAACAUCCGUUACUACGAAGUAGUGGACGAGGCGCCCUACGUGCAUUUCCUCAACCAGUUCCUGUCAGGCAACCCUCAGCGUGGUCUGGGCUUCAUGCCUAAGCGUGGCGUGAACACUUCUAUGUGCGAAGUGUUCCGUUUCUACAAGCUGCACACAUCCCGUGGCCUCUGCGAGCCCAUAUCUAUGAUUGUACCGCGCAAGUCCGACUGCUUCCAGGAGGAUUUGUACCCUGACACGGCCGCUCCUCAGCCGGCCCUCUCAGCACGCGACUGGCUCAGCGGAGUAAAUGCACCGCCACUACUCAUUAGUAUGAAAACAGGGGUGACGAUAUCCACGCACAAGCCCCGGAACAACAAGGACGCGCCCGCGCUGCAGCCGCAGGACGCCAACAACAGAAAGAAGUUCGCCUUUCUGUCGCGUGAGACAACCCCCGACUACCGCCCUCUAGCGACGUGGCAGGGCAACCAGGACGAUACGCAGCAGGUUCAAGUGACGGAGAAGUGUCAGAAGCAGAACACCAACCAGAACACUAAGUUCCACCAGCUCCAGAGGAUGUUCGGCAAACAGGCCGGUGACGUGGAAGUAGUGCCGCUCUACAAACAGAUCAACCAGGGAGACGUCUUCAACACGGAGCACGAGCUGCGACUCGCAUUCAACCGUCAGGGAGAAGAACUGAGAAUAGUGAAACGUCAACUACAGAACAGCCAACAGAGAGUGAGAGAGCUGGAACAACACAUCGCCUCGCUACAGUCACGACUCAACACAGCCUAAGGCGGGGGGAUGAUGAUGUGUGCUGUCGUGUUGUGUCGAGACAUACAAUAUUAAUGCUUUAAUUUCCUUAACAUAAUCUCUGGUUAUACAUUAUACUUAUUUAACUAUGUGUAUAAUAACAAAUUUCAUGUUUUGUCCGACGUUGAAAAAAUGUCAUAUAUAUAAAUAUUCCAUAUUAUCUAUCUUAAGGCGGGAAUAGAUUAUAUAGUUGUAUUGAGAGGAAAAUUUCGAUAAUUAUACAUUCUGUGUAGUUAAAUCAACCUUAAUUGGCUAGCAACGAACCGUCGCGACAUGACACAACAGUGUGUCUCUGGCCUUAGAUUUCGUUAAAUGCAAUAUACACGCUAAUCGAUGUUUAAAUAUGUACGCUCUCUAUAUGAUCGGAGCUUACGAAAAACAGUUUUCAUAAAACAUUGCUAUCUUAUCCAAUCUUGGAUAUCAAUGUACAUGUUUUUUCAAAAAUAAUAAUAAUAUUGUAGAAGUUGCAAGGUUCUGGCUGCCCUGCUCGGGCUUUACUGUGUCAAAGAGGUUUGCAAAAUAUCUUAAAGCCUAAUAUUAAGCUUUCGCCUCACGUCUAGAAUAAACACUCAUACCACCACUACCAAAGACAUGAAUGCAGAUUUCCGAAGCAAAAUACUAAUGAUUUACACAAAUGUGUAUUUUUUUUUAAAUUAAUAGCAUGUUUUACUGAAAUAAUAAUGAUUUACUUUGUUAAUGAAAUUAUGCUCUGCUAUAUUUUAUAAUUAUUUUGUGUUGUAAUGCAAACAGAAUGUGUAUGUAUGCUUUGUGUCUGUGAUAUCUCGGUAACAGCUCGAGAGUUCAACGCGGUUGUCAUUUCUAUGUCAAUAUUAGUUUACACCGUAUAAUAAAUAAUGUACUAUAUUUUAAGACACGACAUGCUUAAUGUUAUUAAUAUUAAUGUUUCAAAAACAAUAUUAUUAUUGUAAUCGUAUGGGAACAAUUUUAUCAUUCCAAAUUUAAUUUUAUUUUGUAUUAAUUUUUUUUUUAUCUAGUUCUGUUGCAGGCCUAAUUUAUGUAUUCUUUAUGGCCUAUAAAUUCAAAAGAACUGAUAAUUUCAUGUCCGAUGUUGUGAGAGUAGAUUUAUAUCAAUCAAUGUGCAAUCAAUGUUUGUAUGAAACAACAAAUAGUCUAAGCACUGAUUUUAACAGCACUCGGUAUAGUUUAUCUCCAAGGAUGAAGAGAAUUUAUUUUUUUUUGGUAUGGUUGUCCAGCGUUACCUGUUAGUUAUGAUUGUUUGUUCCUUGAUUUUGUAUGACAGAAAUGUGUUAUGUUAGUAUUUGCCAUUUAGAGCUCGUUUGUUCCAAUCUGAGAUGAUUUUUUUUGAAAUGUUUUAUUGAUUUUUAAUAAUUUAAGGAAAUUUUUCACUCGGCUUGACUAAUUUGUCUCAAAAUCAUAUUAUUUAAUAUCAUAGUAUUUAUUACCAGUUUUUGUAAUUCUGUUUUUAAUUAUCAUGACAUAUAAUGAUUUGAUAUCAAUGACACUUUUUAUUAUCGAUGAAAAUGUACUGCCAAUAUCAUAAAAAAAAUUGUUGUACAAAAAUAAAUACCUGACAUUUUUGUACAUAAAUUUAAUUGAGAAUUUCGAUUUAGUUUUUUUAAAUGUAUUAGAUAGGUGCUAGAUUGAAUAAGCUUGGAUGGCUUGAGUAUUUUGUAGCGGUUUCUGGAAUUUCUGAUUAUAAUCAAAUAUUAAGCUAAGUUUAAAAGAAUCUUCACCGCAAAGAAGCUUCUAGAAAUUUAAGAUUUUAAAUUAAAAUACAUGCUAUUUUCAUAAAAAUAUAAUAAUAAUUGUGAUGUACCAUCUGGAAUGGUUUGGAAACUUGUUUGAUAGAUUUGUCCUAGAUUAUUUUUUUUUGAUUGUGAUUAAUUUGGAAAAAUAAAGCUAAAAAUUAUAACAUUCCAUAAUAAGUAAAAUCCACUGUGUGGUUUUUUAAUAUUGAUGUUGAUCGAAGGCAUUCCACAUUAUAUAAUACAUUAGGUAAGCGAAAAUGGUUAAAAAAAAGUAUUAUUGCGUAUAAGCUGAGUUAGUAUUUUAGUUUGUGGCUAAGUCGAUGUUAAUAUUUAUUGUGUAUUUUUAUAUCAUGCUUGUGUAGCACAAAUUUUCAAUAAAUGUUUGAACAUUCGAUAAA